Molecule: messenger RNA, 2957 nt
Organism: Trichogramma pretiosum
Lineage: Eukaryota; Metazoa; Arthropoda; Insecta; Hymenoptera; Trichogrammatidae
Product: solute carrier family 12 member 8
Exons: 11
Coding region: 298-2292 (664 amino acids)
Biological process (GO): chloride ion homeostasis; chloride transmembrane transport; potassium ion import across plasma membrane
Cellular component (GO): membrane
Molecular function (GO): potassium:chloride symporter activity
Source: RefSeq, a predicted model, not a curated record
CAAAAAAGAGAAAGCGCGUGCGGGAAACACCGUUAUCUCGUUAAUAUAAGAAAAAAUGACGCGAUAUCGUUGAAAAUACCUAUAAUAGCUUACGUCGUAUAAUCUUAAGAGAAACGAGUAUUUUUAAGAUUGAUAAAUCUGCGUCCACAAUAAAUAGAAUACAAAAAUCUGUCAAGUGUCAGGAACCAACCAGUAUUUUAGAAAUUGUUAUUACUUUUACAAAAUAAUCGAAAGAUGAAAAGGUUAAAUAAAAAGUGAAUUGAAUUAGAGUUCCUUGCAACAUUAAAAAUUUUUAAAAUGAGCUCCUAUGAAAGGCAAAAUGACACUCCUGAUGCCAAUGAUAAAGAUGUCGAUUGGUGUCGAUAUGGAUUGGGUCAGUCUCAAAACUGCAGAUCACCACAAUCAGAAAACAGAAAUCAUGAUCAACUGAGCUCUGAAAUGUAUCAAACUGGUCAAAAUGAACUCUUUGCUCAAGAAUUUAAUGCUGAUCCGUGGUGGAAGUCAAAUUUUUUUAUAUCUCAACCAGUUUUGUUUGGAACUUGGGAUGGAGUAUUUACAUCCUGUCUUAUAAACAUUUUUGGAGUCAUUGUAUUUCUGAGAUCUGGUUGGAUAGUUGGUCAAGCUGGUGCAUUGAAUGCUGUUGUAAUAAUACUUUUUUCUGUAUGUGUUGCAUUAGUAUCAGUCCUUUCAGCAGUAGGAAUUUGUGAGCGAUGUCGAGUUGAAAGUGGUGGAGUGUAUUUUUUGCUAUCACAUGUAUUAGGUUCAAGAUUAGGAGGUUCUAUUGGUUUAUUGUACUGUUUUGGACAGGCAGUGGGAUGCGCCUUAAAUGUAUUAGGUUUUGGUGAAUCAAUGGCUGGACUAGUUGGUCUUCAAACUCCAUGGGCUCAAAGGGGUUUUGCUUGUGGAGCAGUUAUACUUUUAUCAAUAAUCAAUGUAGCUGGUGUGAAAUGGGUUAUAAAAUUACAAUUUAUGCUUUUGCUUAUUUUAUUGAUGGCUGGUUUUGAUUUUAUAAUCGGUAGCUUCACUCAUGUAAAUCCAGAGGCUGGAUUCAAUGGUUGGUCAACUGAAAUUUUGAGAAAUAAUACUUUAGCUGAGUUUCAAGAAGGUGUAAAUUGGUUCACUGUUUUUGGAGUUUUCUUUCCUACAGUCACUGGUGUAUUAGCAGGUAUAAAUAUGAGCGGUGACUUGAAACAUCCAUCUAAAAAUAUUCCAAAUGGUACCUUAGCUGCUCUUGGUGUCAGUACAGUACUAUACUUGUGCUUUUCCUUAUUUCUUGCUGCAACCUGUACAAGACUCACAUUACAAUCCAAUUACAUGAUUGCAUCAACAGUAUCUGCUAUUUCUGUUCUUUUGCUUGCUGGGCUUUAUGUUUCAUCAUUUAGUAGCUGCUUAGGGGCCAUGUAUGGGACACCUCGCGUUUUACAAUCAAUUGCAGGUCAAAAUGUUAUACCAGGAAUAAGCUGCUUACAGAGAGGAAGAGGUCCUAAUAAAGUUCCAAUUUAUGCAAUGAUAGUAGUUGCUACUGUUACACUUUCAUUUAUCAUGGCUGGAGAAAUUAAUACGCUUGCACCAAUAGUAACUAUGCCAUUUUUAUUGACAUAUGCAUGUAUGGAUUAUGCAUACUUUGCACUUGCACAAACAUUUGACAUAAGACAUUCAAGGGAACAAAGAUUCUCUGCUCAAUCUGAAUCAGCAGACAGAAGUUAUGGUUCAUCAGAUAGACAUGUAGUUGUGAAUGUUCAAAAUGAUCUUGACACUUUAUUUCCUGAAAGAACGAGUCACAAGAACCUUAUUCGUAAUUCAAGUACAGACAGUAAUGGUUUUGGAGACUCUUCCCCAAGCAUUGACGAAAAUAACAGUGUAGCUAGUGAUACUCCAAAAAAAGUACAUAUUCAUGGAAAGUUAGGAAACUGGUAUAGUCCAUUUUGCAAUAGAUGGGCUUCUCUACUUGGAGCCAUGGUCAAAUUACUGAUAAUGUUUUUAGUGCAUUGGUAUUAUGCACUAGCUAAUAUUAUUAUUUGUUUCCUUGUUUGGAGCUAUAUUGGUCAUGCUAAUCCAGCCGUAAAACCUGGUAUAGCCGCCGAAUUUAAAUUUUUUAAGUGGCUUAAACUUGCUGUUAUGAGAAUGAUGGGUAAAAAUGUUUAUGACUAUGAGCAAAUUGUUGUAACUCCUGUGCAUCCAGGAGUUACAACCAGUCAAGCCCAGUUAAAUGAAGAGAAUGAAGACUUUGCAGGAAGACGCAGAUAUCAUCAAAUAGCCAACGUUACAGGUCAAUACAUCGACGUACAAUAAUUGCAUCUCGUCUUCUGUAUUGUUUUUUUACAACAAAAGAGGAGAAAAAGAGAAAAAUACUAUUUUUUAACUCCUACGAAUUAUGCCAUUGUGCUAUCAUCUGACUUAACUUCAAUAGUGAUAAAUAAUUGAGUGAGAAGAACGAUUAUUAUUAAAAUAUUAAUGGUCGUAAAAUAAAUCGUGAAUUAAUGAAUCAAUUUUGUCAGACAUUGUGUAAUUAACGAUACUAGUUAUGUAAGUAUUUUAUUUUUUAGGAAUAAUGAUGAUGACAUUUUUUACGCACAAUGUGUAAGAGUUAAGAUGUUUGACCGUAUGUAUUUUAUAAUGCUGAAUGUUUGAAACUGUAACUUAUAACCAAAGAAAAUGAGGGUCCACUUUUACAUUCAUUUUUAUAGAAUUAUUAUAUUAAUUUGUAGCUGUAUGCUUGUGAGAUUAUUUGUUUAUUUGUAGAAAGUACGUGAUGAAAAUAAAUUACAAUUAAUUUUACACAUUCAUAUAUAGGUACAACUUUAGUGAAACAAUGUCUAAAGAUACUCUGUCUAAAGAUUAAGAAAAAAAAAAUUAUAUAAGUAUUACUUAUAUUCAUACAAAGAUUGUUUGCCAUGAAAAAAAUAAUACUUCUGAAAUAACAAAAAAGUGUUUUUAAUAAAAAGUCCAUUAGCUGA